Molecule: messenger RNA, 3103 nt
Organism: Daldinia caldariorum
Lineage: Eukaryota; Fungi; Ascomycota; Sordariomycetes; Xylariales; Hypoxylaceae
Exons: 5
Coding region: 166-2721 (851 amino acids)
Biological process (GO): cellular response to heat
Cellular component (GO): cytoplasm
Molecular function (GO): ATP binding; ATP hydrolysis activity
Source: RefSeq, a predicted model, not a curated record
UAUCAACGUUUCUAUUGGCGCCAGAAAAACAAUCGGUGCGCUGCUCAUAAAUCUGGAGCCGUUAAGAGCGUGUCUCCCUCUUGUUGGGGAUGUGAUGAAAUUAGAAACCUCACUCCCUAGUUACUUGAAUCCAAAACACCACAGAAUUACCUAUGUAUAUAUUCUAUGGAUUCUUUCACGUUCAAAAUCGAGUCUUACAUCCUUAAUCUAAUCCAUAGAAAACCCAGCCAGUCGUUUCUAAAUAUGGCGAAGAAGAAGAGAAGGUCGGGGCAGAAGGCGCCAGAGGCCGGGAAAGAGGCACAACAAAAUCGAAUGCCAGAUGGAGCUCCUAAGCCAGUCCCAGUGUCAAAGCCCGUUCCAGAGUCAGUACAGGAAUUGCACUCAGAGUCGAAGCUGAGGCCAAAGCCAGAACCAGCGCCAGCACCGGCGCCAGCGCCGGCACCCGUUCUAGAAUCAGUGCCAGAGCUACCGUCGAUCCAAAUAGUACCUGAGCCCGAACCCGAGCCAGACAAGGAAUCGGAACCGGAAUGGGCACGAGACCCUAGCCCGGAACCGGAGCCAGUCCAAGAGAUAAUGCUGGAACCAGAGCGGGAGCCAGAGCUAGAACCAGAACUGGAACCGGAACUAGGACCAGAACCAGAACCGCAGCAAGAACACGAACCAGAAUUAUUGCCAGAUCUGGCACGGGAUUCGACACCUGAUCCAGAGCCGGGAUCAGUUGAGCAAGACUAUGAGCAUCCUGUUUCAUUCCACGAUGCAGAACCGGCCCCGACCACAACUCUCGACGCGAUAGGCGAGUUUAUCAGGAACCAUGACCGAAACGCAGCAGAAGUGGCCGCUAAGACUUGGGCUUAUGAAACGAACGGAAAAGAGAAUCCGGUCCAUUUUUCUGAUACGGAUUUCACGCACAUAUCGGAUGAUGAAGUUGAACGGAAUGCAUCCGUAGGACUGACUGUCGAGAUCAACGCAAGCUCUGCAUUCUCGGUUGAUGAGGGCUAUGAGAACACCAAUAACGAAGGACCGGAGCCGGUCUCGCAUGAAAUCUCGUACUAUGACCAACUGCCUCGCAUCCCUCCUCCAAACGAACCUCUGGGAUCUGAACCGCAAAAUGCGGGCUGGUUUGAUCUCGAUAAAGUUAUUGCGGCAAUCCAGAACGGAUAUUCAGCAGAAGAGCUGCGCGAAUAUCUCGAUUACUACCAUAAGAUCAAUAGUGAUCUAUUGAAAGACAGUCUCAACGAGGAGAUUAUGGGGCUCCCGGCAAUAUUCUUUGUCGUCGAGACUAAUGAUGCGGAGCUUAUUCGCUACUGGGUGAAAUACGGCGGCGAUCCGAACGCCACCUAUGGGCCUCUUCGUUUCCCCGUGCUGGCUUUCGCCAUUUUGCGGUGCGCCCGCCCCCGACAACAAGCGGCUAGAACUGUAGAGACGCUACUUAGGCUCGGCGCGUCGUCCCUUGUCAUUCCUUCGGCAUACUAUGACCCAUUUGACCGGGACCUCCCCGAGUCUGGCCCUGACGAGAGAGAGCUAGAAGAUAUCACCGACGCCGAGAAAGUAUGGUGCUCGCCAGAGAUUCGGCCGCACUUAGCCGCCGCAUUGAGUCUAACACAGCGAUAUCUGCUUUGGAGAGCAUCUAGGUUGGAACCGCCAUCCGGCCGUGAGCGGACAUUGGCUUCACGAAGAGGCGUGGAAGAGAUCCUUGGCCUGGAGCAAACCAUCAUUGGACAACGACUAGCGGCAUGGACUUUGAGGAAGAGCUUCCUAAUAAAUCUCGCCGUACCAGGCAGGAAACCCCUUGUGCUCUUUUUCGCAGGGCUGAAGGGCCAUGGGAAGAGCGACCUGGUGAACCAGCUAGGACGUCUUCUGUCCUUGGACAUCGAAAGAAUCGACUAUACUCACGUCAAGGGGGUGAACGAACUGUUCGGUCUCGAAGCACCGGUUCAAGGUCACGAGCUAGGUUCGCCUUUGAACAACUUCCUCGCUAGGAAAUCGGGGCAAAGAAGUAUCGUGUUCAUUGAGGAGUUCGAGAGAACCAACGAGGAUGUCCGCAAGGUGCUUCUGAGUCCUUUUGACUUAGGUGAAUAUACGGAUCGUCGAAAUGGCCAGAAGAUCGACUGCGCCGACACGAUCUGGAUCCUGUCGACGGACAAGUUCGAUAACACGAUUCGCAACUUCUGCGAAGAGAACAGUAAACUCUUACGGGAUUCUGAUUUGCGAUUAGAGCACUUCGCGCUCAAGAAGCAGCUGUCUCGACAGCUUCGGCAGGAUAGCAUUGCUAGCUUCGGAGCUCGCUUGACCAACCGGGUUACCGAAAUUGUCCCCUUCCUAACGUUCAACCCGGACGAGCAACUCGUGCUAGCCGACAAAUACAUCAUGGAGCUUGAAGAGAGAAUCGCUGGGCCUGUGGUGAACUCAGAAGACCCAGAAGAGGAAAGCCUCAUUGGCAAUGUUCAACUGAAGAUUACCAACAAUGCUACGGUAUGCUCUGCUAUUGCACAGGAGUACUACUUACCCGAACUCGGAGCCAAGAGCAUUUCCCGCGGUGUUGAUUCACUUAUUGCGACACCGCUGAUAGGCCUAUACUUGGAAGAUGGCGACGACUUCAGCGAGGAUCAACCGGAGACUAAAUACAAGGUCGGAACAAACGAGGAGAACGAGGUAGAAGUGUCGCCUCUAUCGGAUACCAUAGGUACCAACGGUUACUUAGGAUUCAAGUAUUCCUGGUAGGUAACGGCAUGAAUUACAUGAACUAUACGAGUUGCAUGAUUUCUAUGAUGUGCCUAAAAGGGGUAUUGGUUAGGGGUUAGGUAUUUAAACGCAUACCGAGGUUAAUGUAUGGUGGUGUAUGAAAAAGGGGAUUGGACUCCAACUAUUUACUGCCGACUAUAUUAAAUAAUGUCUCUUAUGUUUUUUCUUCAUUUCUGUUUCCUGACUUGGAACUUGGGGAUUUAGGAUAUGUACUUGUCACACAAAAAUGCAUAUCCGCGGAUGGUAUUACUUUAUAAUGCACCUUAUGUCAUAUGUAGUAUCGGGUUAUUGUCGGCUUAUAUUGAAGCGAUAUAUAUAUUAGUAAUAUAAUGUAGCUUCCCGCUUUUAGCUUCAUUCACAU